GGAGGAGUGAAGGUGUUGAUCACCGGGCCGUGGAGCGAGACGUUGGGUCGGUACUCGUGUGUGUUCGAUCAGAGCAACGUCCCAGCAACCCUCAUCCAACCAGGAGUGCUGCGCUGCUACUGCCCAGCUCACGAGGCUGGGUUGGUGUGUUUGCAGGUUCUGGAGUCUGGAGGCUCUCUCUCCUCCUCCGUUCUGUUCGAGUAUCGGGCGAGGAACGCCAGCUCUCUGCCGAGCUCUCAGCUGGACUGGCUGUCUCUGGACGAUAAUCAGUUCCGGAUGUCGAUCCUGGAGCGUUUGGAGCAGAUGGAGCGCAGGAUGGCAGAAAUGGCCGCUCGCGACAACCAUCACCAACACCAUCAACAACUACAACAACAACACUACCACCAUCACCAUGGCAACCAGCUGGCCACUCCCCCUCCCCCGCAUCCACCUGAGGACCAGGAACAGUCGUCGCAGUGGUUCGAGAGGAGGAUCGUGGGAGUGUGUGAGAGGAUGAUGAGGGGAGGAAGGUGGGGAGGAAGAGGAGGAGGAAGAGGAGAGAGACUCCAUCACUCCCCCCGACACCGAGGGAUGACCCUCCUUCACCUGGCUGCUGCUCAGGGAUACACACACCUGAUACACACCUUAAUCCACUGGAGGAAUGUUAACGCUGACAGUUUGGACUUGGAACAGGAAGUGGAUCCUCUCAACAUCGACCACUUCUCCUGCACGCCACUGAUGUGGGCGUGUGCUCUUGGCCACCAGAGGGCAGCAGAGCUUCUGUAUGGCUGGAACUCUUCAGCGUUGGGGAUCCCUGAUUCUCUGGGACGCCUUCCCCUGGCCGUGGCUCGAUCCAGAGGACACACACGCCUCGCCACGGCUCUGGAAGACCUGCACACACACACUCUGCCACCAGACACACACACACCGCCUCCUGGGGACACACCUCAACCUCCGUCUCCUCUGUCCACCAGCCCCGACACAGGUCUGAGUUCCUCCAGCAGUCUUCCUUCCCCCUCCUCCUCCCCCUCACCAAGCUCCGCCUACUCCAGUGGCCCCGCCCCCAUGGACACCUCCCCCUCCUCUCCCUCCUCUUCCUCCUCUUCCUCCUAUUCCUCCCUCCCUGUCUCCCCCUCUUCUCUCCCCCCUCUGCCCGAGUCCAUGUGGGGGGAGGACCCGGACGCAGGUGCAGGUGUGGACCCCGGCGGCUCCAGAGCCUCUCCUCUGUUCCUCAUGGAUUACAGCGAGAACACGGAGGAGGAAGAGGAGGAGGAGGUGCUGCAGGUUGACAUGGCGAUGCUGGCGGAGCAAAUCAUCGAGGCGACUCCUGAGCGAAUCAAACAGGAGGAUUUCCCCCUGGGGGCGGAGUCUCCGCUCAGAGAGAGGCGGGACAACCCGGACAUUCAGGACACCUGGUUGGCUACUUACCUGGACACGGUCGACGCCCACCCCCACUCCCCCCCCAGGCGGGUGUGCCCCCCCCCCCCCCCUCAGCGCCCUCGCCCUGCAGAGGCUCCGCCCCCUUCCUCCGCAGCGUGGGCGGAGUUCCUGAACGCCUCGGCCAAUGGGAAGAUCGAGAGAGACUUCGCCCUGCUGACGCUGACGGACGGCGAGCAGAGAGAACUGUACGAGGCGGCGAGAAUCAUCCAGAACGCCUUCAGGAGAUACAAGGGUCGCAGGUUAAAGGAGCAGCAGGACAUUGCUGCAGCUGUCAUUCAGAGGUGUUACAGGAAGUACAAACAGCUAACAUGGAUAGCUCUGAAGUACGCGCUCUAUAAGAAGAUGACGCAGGCGGCCAUCUUGAUCCAGUCCAAGUUCCGCUCUUAUUACGAGCAGAAGCGUUUCCAGCAGAGCCGCCGGGCCGCCGUCCUGAUCCAGCAAUACUACCGCAGCUACAAGGAGUACGAGAGGCUGAAGCAGGGAGGGAACCCCAAGAUCAAGGGCUCGUUCCUGACGAAGAGGCAGGACCAGGCAGCGAGGAAGAUCAUGAGGUUCCUGCGCCGCUGCAGACACAGGAUUAAGGAGCUGAAGCAGAGCCGGGAGGCUGGAGAGGGAGAGGACUGGACCACUUAGAUCUUAAACCAGACAGGAAGUGACAUCACAGAGAGACAGGAAGAGACAUCAGAGAGAUCGCCUUACCCACGACAACUCCCUCACCUGUCUGUGUGCACCUGUCUGUGUGCACCUGUCUGUGUGCACCUGUCUGUGUGCACCUGUCUGUGGUGCAGAGCUCCAUCCUGGAAUCACAUCAGAUUCAAGUGAACAAAUAUUUUGAAUUUUUUUAUAUUUAUUAUAUUUUUAUACACUAACACUUAAUGUAGAUAAUAUUCUGAAAUAAUGAUAUCAUUUCAAACACAUUUAAAUACAAAUCAAUAAUAAUAAUAAUAUGUAUUUAUUUCCCUUCCCUUGCUCUGCUUCGAGAGGAGAGAAAGGAAAGGGGACAGGUCAUAAAUACGUGAAGAUAUUGAAAUGAUAUACUAACUAAUAUUUCCAGAAUGAUUCAUGAACCUGGAUGAUAUUAUGGGAUGGAGUUCUUCACACGGCAACAUGUACAUGAUGAGAGAAAGCUGCGUAUAAAUAUAUGAAACACAAUCACAUAUAAUACAUAUAUAUAUAUAUAUAUAAAUACAUAUAUAUUCUAAUGUCGACUUUAUAGAUGCUAUGGAUGUCUUUAUUUAUUACAGCAUGACCUGUGUGUGAGUGUGUGUGUGUGAGAGAGAGUGUGUGUGAGAGAGAGUGUGUGUGAGAGAGUGUGUGAGAGAGUGUGUGAGAGAGAG
Messenger RNA from Trematomus bernacchii (emerald rockcod), 2756 nucleotides. RefSeq names its product calmodulin-binding transcription activator 2-like. Gene Ontology annotation, cellular component: nucleus. NCBI's taxonomy places the organism in Eukaryota, Metazoa, Chordata, Actinopteri, Perciformes, Nototheniidae. The record is from RefSeq and is a predicted model, not a curated record. Gene Ontology annotation, biological process: regulation of transcription by RNA polymerase II. Gene Ontology annotation, molecular function: transcription coregulator activity; protein binding; double-stranded DNA binding.